Messenger RNA from Leishmania major strain Friedlin, 825 nucleotides. RefSeq names its product putative protein kinase ck2 regulatory subunit. Gene Ontology annotation, molecular function: protein kinase regulator activity. Gene Ontology annotation, cellular component: protein kinase CK2 complex; cytoplasm. The record is from RefSeq and is a predicted model, not a curated record. NCBI's taxonomy places the organism in Eukaryota, Euglenozoa, Kinetoplastea, Trypanosomatida, Trypanosomatidae. The coding region runs from base 1 to 825 and encodes 274 amino acids. The transcript has a single exon.
AUGGAUGACGCGUACUCCCCAGAAAACAUGGAGUACGAGUACGAGGAUGAGGAGCUUGUGAGCUGGAUUACGUGGUUCUGCGACUUGAAGGGUAACGAGUUCUUCUGCAUGGUCGACCGCGAGUUCAUCACAGAUGAUUUCAACCUAACUGGAUUGGCCCCCAUAGUGCCAUUUUACCACUACGCGUUAGAACUCAUCCUCGACGUGGAGUCGAUGGAGAGUGACGGCCUUACCGAGCAGCAGAAGCGUCUCGUCGAGAGCUCCGCGGAGAUCCUCUACGGUCUUAUUCACGCCCGCUUCAUCACCACCGGCCGCGGCCUCAAGCUGAUGGAGGAAAAAUAUAUGCAGGGCGAGUUUGGUAGCUGUCCCCGCGUCUUCUGCGAGGGUCACGCGCUGCUCCCGGUGGGUCAGAGCGACGUGGUACGUGAGAGCUCCGUGAAGCUUUUUUGCCCACGCUGCGAGGACAUCUACCACCCGCGCUCCGUUCGCCACCGUAGCCUCGACGGCGCCUUCUGGGGCACCACGUUCCCUCACCUGCUGCUCAUGCAACUGCGCGAGCGCGGCGUGUCGAUCCCGCCGCCGAACCAGCAGUACGUGCCGAAGGUGUACGGCUUCCGCGUUCGCAAGCCAGGCACGCCCCUCAUCACCAACGGAGCGGGCGAAGAGGACACCGGGGCCGCCUCCGCGGGCGCAGGGGAUGUGUCACGCAAAGCCGAGGCCGGGCCUCACCACAAAGAAGAGGGCGCCGUCGCAAUGUCGAACACUUUGGAUCAGCGGCUGUCCGCAGAAUCCUCAAGUUCUAGCUCAAAAGGAAAAGCGGAGUAG